Myxocyprinus asiaticus (Chinese sucker) is the source of this 1715-nucleotide messenger RNA. RefSeq names its product C-C chemokine receptor type 5-like. The record is from RefSeq and is a predicted model, not a curated record. NCBI's taxonomy places the organism in Eukaryota, Metazoa, Chordata, Actinopteri, Cypriniformes, Catostomidae. The transcript is spliced from 3 exons. Gene Ontology annotation, molecular function: chemokine receptor activity. Gene Ontology annotation, cellular component: membrane. The coding region runs from base 199 to 1326 and encodes 375 amino acids. Gene Ontology annotation, biological process: immune response; G protein-coupled receptor signaling pathway; chemotaxis.
AGUGUGGAAACCAAUGAAACCAAAACAUUAAGAUCUUUGAAUGUUAGAUUUUAGAAAAUAUCUGGUCUAAUCUCAGAUCAAUCUUAUCUCAUCUUUUCUCAUCUCAACUUCCCAUCUUGGCUUCGAGAGAGCAACUCUAUUUACCAAACUUCUUGGUUUGUCACGAAUAGAACCACCACACUUUCUUUAAGGACAGAAAUGAUCACUAUCGGUCCCCUUUACCUGUUUCGUACAUCAUCCAGUGUGACUGAGACAUUAGAUGCUGAACUAGAAACUGAACAACCAUAUGACUAUAAUGACUACUACAAUGGAAAUUUGGAUCCAUCUGCAUUCUCUCCCUGUAAAUAUGGAGGUCAUGGAGCAAACAUCCUCCCUGUGUUAUACUCCCUGUUCUUCGUGGUGGGUUUUCUGGGUAACAUUCUGGUGGUCUGGGUGCUCUUGAUGGGUGUAAAGCUGAGAAGCAUGACUGACAUCUGUCUCCUGAACCUGGCUUUAGCUGAUCUGCUGCUGGUCUCCUCCCUUCCCUUCUUGGCACACUAUGCCAGGGACCAGUGGAUCUUCGGAGGGGUCAUGUGCACCAUCGUUCUCAGUGCCUACCACAUUGGAUUCUACAGUGGGAUUUUCUUCAUUGUACUCAUGAGUGUUGAUAGAUACUUAGCUGUGGUUCAUGCUGUGUUUGCUUUGAGAGUCAGAACCAGAACAUAUGGGAUCUUAGCCAGUGUGGUCAUCUGGAUCAUUGCUGUUUCAUCAUCCUUUCCAGAGCUAAUGUAUCUGAAAAUCAGUUAUAAAAAUAUCACAGAAAAACUCUGUACUUCUUAUCCCCCGGAUGAUCAAAGUUCUAAACAUUUUUCAAAGACUUUUGGUAUCUUUAAGAUGAAUAUUUUAGGCUUAAUUAUCCCACUCAUUGUAAUUGGAUUUUGUUACUCAAUGAUUCUGAGCAGACUCCUCACAGCUCGCUCUUCCAGGAAGCAGGCCAUGCGCCUUGUCAUUGUGGUGAUGGUUGUCUUCUUCAUCUGUUGGGCUCCAUACAAUUUUGCAGCUUUUGUGAAAGCCUUAGAGCUUAAAGAGCUCAUAGCUCACUCCUGUGAAAGCAGCAAUGCAAUCACUCUUAGUCUGCAGAUUACAGAAGCCGUAGCUUACUCACACAGCUGCCUGAAUCCCAUUCUCUAUGGGUUUGUGGGAGAGAAAUUUAGGAGGAAUCUGUUCAGACUCCUGUACAAGACACCCUGCAUCAGAUUACAGUUCAUGAAGAGUUACCUUACACAGGCCACAUCUGUUUUUUCACAAACCAUCAUUGUGGAGGAAAGUGCUACAACAGCAGUGUGAAUUUAGUGAAAUGGUAGUUUUGAAUCUCCCAGUAUUGUUGUAGUGGAGAUUUUAUAAGUUGUGGAAUUAAUUUGGAACUUGGAAAUGUUCUAAUAGACAUCAUUGUUCAGGAAAUCUGACAAGCAUCAAUGUUGCCGCAUCAGUCAAGAAUUUUUUUUUGUAGAAAUGUGCUGUUUGCCGGCAGCCAUGAUUAAUUUUUUCUAUGAGUGAAAGCGUCCAAUUACAGUGAGUUAUUAAAAUAAAGCAAGAAAUAUUUGGCUGGUCAUUUGAUCUCAACAUGUGGACACUCAUCAAUGUCAACCCAGCACGAAAUGUAGACUACAGCAGCUUUUUCUGUAAAAUAGAUAUGACUUGAUUCAGUGGUGUAUCUACUGGGCAUGUGAAUAAAA